AGUAAGAUAAAUAUGGGGCAUAUAAUCAUCAAAUCAAUUACAACACAACUAAUUUAUCAAUUUAAAUUGUAAGACUAAUUUCACGUUUAAUCCGAUUAUAAUUCUCAAAUCAAUCACAACACAACGAGUUAAAAGAACUCCAUAAAAAAUAAAACUAAAUCGGGCGAAUCUGGGCCAGGGCAGAUGACACUACCGAUCACGGGCUUCUUCACUCAACAAAUUGGGAAGCACAAUAUUAAUGGGCUUUUAGGACAAACGACAAUCCUCGCGGAGUUAAGCCCAAGCCUGUUGAGAAGGAAUGAGCCUUUUUUUUCAAGCAGUUCAAUCUUAUCCGGUUCUAUUGAGCAGAAAGGAUAGAGAGACGAACCAGGAAAUAUAUAGCGAAGGAAGACAGCGAAAUUUUUUGGGAUAGUGAGGUGAACAGGGAAGGAAGGAAGGAAACUCACCCCAGCAGGAAGAAACCAUGGCGAUGCAGCUACAUGGCUCCUCCGCCAUUGUUUUACCAUCACCAUCUUCUUCUUCGUGGGUAAAUCCUAGCAGCAUUUGCAGCUGUAACAGCAGCAGCCCCUUUGUGGUCGGAUUCUCUGUUCCGCCAUCGAAAAGGUCGUCGCAGCAUCGGCGGACGUCGUCAUUGGUCGUUGUUGCUUCCCAGAAGAGUGCUUUCAACAUGGAUUACAAGACGACGAGGGAUUUUAGGGAUUUCAGAAUGGCGUUGAAGGAAGAGGAGAAGGAGGAGAGCAAGGAGAGAAAGGAGAAACCCCCUCAUAUCCCACUCGACCAACGCUGGAUGUUCGAAGAAUCUGAACUCGACGGUCCUGACAUUUGGAACACGACUUGGUACCCAAAAGCAGCUGAUCAUGUGAAUACAGAGAAGCCAUGGUUCGUUGUGGAUGCCACUGACAAGAUUUUGGGAAGGUUGGCAUCGACCAUUGCUGUUCAAAUCCGUGGCAAGAAUUUGGCCACCUACACUCCUAGUGUGGAUAUGGGCGCAUUCGUCAUUGUGGUAAAUGCAGAGAAAGUUGCUGUAUCAGGGAAGAAGAGAACCCAAAAGUUAUAUAGGCGGCACUCUGGAAGACCAGGUGGUAUGAAGAUAGAGACAUUUGAUCAGCUGCAACAGAGGAUUCCUGAGAGGAUCAUUGAACAUGCUGUUCGUGGGAUGCUUCCUAAAGGAAGGCUUGGCAGAGCAUUGUUCAACCACCUUAAAGUUUACAAGGGCCCGGACCAUCCUCAUGAGGCACAAAUGCCAGCUGAGUUGCCGAUUAGGGACAAGCGAGUGCAAAAGCAGAGCUAGAUUUUUGCAGCUUAAGUGACAAAUUUCAGAUGGUAAAGCUUUGAGCAAUUGCUAGUCGAAUGUGGUCAAGCAAUUAGUAGACUACUGCUGUGUUGUUUGUUUGAUGUAUGUAGUUUGCUGCAGGCUGUAGCAGAUGUUUAAGUGCAGUUUGGUUGGUUCAUGUAGGUUGAGGUCGUUGUUUGUAUUUACCAAAUGAAUCUACAUUGUAUUUUGCCUUACAACACAAGGUAACCUUACAUUGGAUCAGAAAGAUGAGAUUUUUUUUGGCUUACCGGUGGAAGAGUCAGAUCGUCUCGACCAUUUCAACAACCGCAGAAUCCAAACCUCCCCUGACGAGAAAUAACAGGGACGGACUGACUGUUGCAGUGUUACUGACGGAAAAACAUUACUCAGCCUCAUUCGUAAGGCAAUCAUUCACAUCCUUUCGAUUCGGAUUCCGAAUUCCAAAUUGAGUUCUACUAUAUCUAUACAAAACACAUUGUUUCGUUUCAAGUUGUCAUGAAAACAAGCCAUAGUUAUAUAUUUAAUUAACACGCGACAUUCAAAGGUAUAUUACUUAAAAUACUUUUGUGUAGAUGGAGGUGUUUAUAUUUUAACAGCCAUGCCCCUGCCGGAUGUUUAUACAAGUGAAUGAAUAGUAUUUAUUUAAUUAACACGCGCCAGGCAGUAUUACCGGUUAAUCAAUAGCAAAUAUCGAGAAGUUGACAUUGUAGUUAAUAGUUUCAAAAAUAAAAUAAAAAAUAGUUAACACAUGUGCAUGUUUUUCAAGGAGGAACAGCUACAUACCCAUUACCCAACCAUCAUUUAAUAACUCGAUUCUUUCCCUAUUUAUUGAGCUAACAACGAAAGCCUGCAACUGGAUACGACGACGACUAAGCUCAAGAGGAAGAGGAGGAAGAAGAGUGUUGUUAGAAAUGUCGGGAUCGGAGGCUGGAGGUUCUCUUGCAGUUCCUAACGUUCAGCAGCUGGCUUCCAGCUCCAAGGACGUGCCGAUCAGAUACAUACGUCCUGAACUCGAGCUCGAUCAAGUUUCCAAUGAUGAUUACUCUCAGAUACCAGUGAUUGAUAGGUGGUGGUCUUGAUGAUGACGAAUCGGCUAAGUUGCACUCGGCCUGCAAAAAUUGGGGAUUCUUUCAGGUAUGACUCGCUAGCCAAAAUCGUUGAUACUUUUCCAUAGCAACUCAGUUCUUGAAUGAUGGAUUUUAUAUAUAUGUGGAACAUGGUUUAAAUUUCAUGGGUAAUUGUUGUGGCGGAUUCCAUCUUUGAUUUUGGCUUUUCACAGCCAAAAUAAAAGGGUAUGCUGAACAGACCAAGUUUAAAGUCUUGAUGGUAAUUAGAUGGUAUUAUUUAGUGUUGACACCAGGGUACUGUAGACACCCCAUUUUGUCCGGGUCAAUUACUCAACUAUAAAUUCUAAUUAAUCUUUAAAUGUCAU
Messenger RNA from Linum trigynum, 2726 nucleotides. NCBI's taxonomy places the organism in Eukaryota, Viridiplantae, Streptophyta, Magnoliopsida, Malpighiales, Linaceae. The record is from the annotation of a GenBank genome assembly.